Molecule: messenger RNA, 563 nt
Organism: Penaeus indicus
Lineage: Eukaryota; Metazoa; Arthropoda; Malacostraca; Decapoda; Penaeidae
Exons: 2
Coding region: 117-563 (148 amino acids)
Source: RefSeq, a predicted model, not a curated record
AGGAGCCUGAAGUGACUGAAACUUUCUCUGAGUCAGGAAAGAAUGUCGAAGUCCUAGUAAACCAAAACGAGACACCACCAAGUUCUUCCCAGAACACCAAGAGUGUAGGCCUAGGGAUGUCGACAAUGCAGUGCACACAUUUGGGUGAAAGGCGUAAUUCUACAUCAAGCAAUAUUUCUUCAUCAAGUAAUAGCUCUUCAUCAAGCAGCAGCACCUCAUCAUCCUCGUCAAAGAGCAGUGCAUCAUCAACUCAUGCAGCAACACCAGAAGAUGUGCUAGACUCUGAUGAUUCUGUUGCAGAUAAGACCUACGAACCAAAUUAUGAUGAAGAUUCAGAAGGAGUUGGUAGUAAUGACGAUGACUCUUCCCUGACUCCAAAUGUUGAUACUGCUACACUUGGAAAUAAGGACACCAAAGAAUUAGAGAGCCCAGCUAAAAAAGGUUCGAAAAGGAAGAAACAACCAGAAAAGUGGGGGCGACAUCUCCAGAAAAAACUAAGAAAUGAAGGAAAACGGUAUGUAAUGUACACCAAAGACAGAAAAGAAAGGGAAGAAGAAAAGUAA